AUGAGCGCCAUGCGACCUGUCCUCAAACAGACAACACCCACAAAUAUCAGUGUCUACUUCAUACUCUAUGGCAUCCUGGGAGUAGAUGAAAAGGCACAGCUGUUGACAACAUUUAUUUGGCAAGUAUUGGAAUGGAAAAUUGAGUUUCUAAGUUGGGAUCCUGUACACUGUGGAGCUUCUAGAAUUUCACUGCCACGGAAAAAGUUGUGGAUCCCAGAUAUUCUCAUCAAUGAAUUUAUGGAUGAGGAGCGAUCCCCAAGCGUGCCCUAUGUGUACGUGUAUAACAACGGUCGUGUGAUGGACAGCCGGCCUGUCAGAGUGGUCAGCUCCUGUAACCUGGACAUCUACACUUUCCCCUUUGAUGUACAGAACUGCACUCUCACCUUUAACUCCUACUUGCACAUUGCUGCUGACAUUCAGCUGAAGCUGGGGAGGUCAGCUGAGGAUACACUGAGGGACUCAAGGGAGGUGAUGGAGACCAUAGGAGAGUGGCAACUGAUCAACAUCACCGCCACUGACAUAUUCUCCGAGCUGUCUGAAGAUAGCUAUGAUGCAGUCAUCUAUCAUAUAGUCCUGAAGCGCAGGGCCACUCUGUAUGUGGUGAAUCUCCUGGUCCCCAGCUGCUUCCUCCUCACAGUGGACCUCUUCAGUUUCCUUCUGCCCCCACAGAAUGUGGAUCGUUCUGCCUUCAAAAUGACCCUCAUUCUUGGCUACACUGUGUUUUUGCUCAUCAUGAACGACCUGCUGCCUGUCACUGGAAACAGAAUCCCCUUGAUAAAUGUGUUCUUCUCUAUCUGCCUGGCUCUGAUGGUGGCAAGUCUCUUAGAGACUGUUCUCAUCACCAACAUUUUGUGCAACUCUAGCCACUACCCACCUGUGCCUCACUGGAUCCGUGUGAUUGUCCUACACUAUCUCACACGGCUCGUCUGCCUCUCUAAAAAACCCAGCAAUCACGACACUGUCACACUCAGCCCUACCAUUCAAGAAAAGAAGUUGGAGGCUGCAGCCUGUCCCUCUGUUCCAGCAGCAGGCCAGUCUGACAUCACCCCACGCAGGACAGAGCUCUGGCCUGAAGGACCAUUCCUGGAGGAGCUGAAGAAGAUGAGUCAGGACCUGCUAUCCAUCCGUCUCCAAGUGGACAAGCACCUUGCCAGCAAUGACACUGCAGAGGAUUGGAUUCAAAUUGGCAAUGUCAUCGACCGGCUGCUGUUUGGUCUUUACCUCCUCUUCAUCUCCGUCAGCUUCAUUGUCAUAAUCGGGGCAGAGAAAAUUCCAGCUCCAGACAGAAGGGAUUUUAAUAUUCACUGUCUAACCAGCCAGCGAUGGCCUGCCAUUCAUCAAGGGGUCAUCCUAUUCACCUGCUGUCUGCUUAUACAGGUUCAGUGUUUAGAAUCUGCUGCAACAGUGAAUUGCUCCCAUCCGGACACAGAGUCCCUUCUUGUCGCCCUGGACACAGUCCUUAACAGGAGUGCUGUCAGACCUGUCCUCAACCUGUCAACCCCCACAAACAUUAGCAUCGAAGUCACAAUCGUUGGCAUUCUGGGAGUGGAUGAAAAAAAACAGUUGUUAACAACUUUUAUUUGGCAAGUGCUGGAGUGGGAUAUAGAAUUUGUGAGCUGGGAUCCCAUACAAUGUGGAGCUUCAAGAAUUUCACUGCCCAGAACAAAGUUGUGGACACCAGAUAUUCUGAUCAGUGAAUUUAUGGACGAUGACAGGUCCCCCAACACACCCUACGUGUAUUUGUUUCACAACGGUCAUGUGUUUGACGAUCGACCUGUCAGAGUGGUCAGCUCCUGCAACCUGGACAUCUACACCUUCCCCUUCGAUGUGCAGAACUGCACUCUCACCUUCGGCUCAUACCUGCACUUCAGUUCAGACAUCCACAUGUUUCCAGCAGAGAAUAUCCAACAUGCACUGGAUGAGUCCAAGAGUGUUCUGCAGACUAUGGGGGAGUGGGAGCUGAUCAACAUCAGAGCAACUCAUAGUACUCUUCAAACCGUCAACUUGAGUUACUCUGAGGUCAUCUUCUAUGUGGUACUGAAGCGCAGGGCCACCCUGUAUGUGGUGAACCUCCUGGUCCCCAGCUGCUUCCUCAUCACAGUGGACCUCUUCAGUUUCCUUCUGCCCCCACAGAAUGUGGAUCGUUCUGCCUUCAAAAUGACCCUCAUUCUUGGCUACACUGUGUUUCUGCUCAUCAUGAACGACCUGCUGCCUGUCACUGGAAACAGGACGCCUCUUAUAAAUGUUUUCUUCUCUAUCUGCCUGGCUCUGAUGGUUGCAAGUCUCCUGGAGACUGUUCUCAUCACCAACAUCCUGUACAGUUCUUCCCACUACCCUGUGGUGCCUCACUGGAUCCGUGUCAUUGUCCUACACUAUCUGGCUCGGCUCGUCUGCCUGUCCCAGGAACCGAGCAACCGGGUCACUGUCACGCUCAACCCUGCCUUUCAAGAGAAGAAGUUAGAGGUUCCAGCCGGCCCCCCUAUUCCAGCAGUGGGCCAGUCAAACAUCCCUCCCUGUGGGACAGAGCCCUGGCCUGAACAGCAGGUCCUAGAAGAACUGAAGAAGAUAAGGCAAGACUUGCUAGCUAUUCGGUUCCAAGUGGACAAACAACUGAAAGGCAACCACAGUGCAGAGGAGUGGAUUCAGAUCGGCAAUGUCAUCGACCGCCUGCUGUUUGGCAUUUACCUCCUCUUCAUUUCAGCCAGUUUCAUCUCCAUCAUCAUAAUCUGGGCUCAGUGGCACAGCCAGUAACUGCACAGGUUGAUAAUUACACCAGCUCAUAAGGCUAAUUUCAAAGUACAUUUUAAUGCAUGCACUUUUAAUCUAUU
Megalops cyprinoides (Indo-Pacific tarpon) is the source of this 2828-nucleotide messenger RNA. RefSeq lists its product as uncharacterized. Gene Ontology annotation, biological process: chemical synaptic transmission; signal transduction; monoatomic ion transmembrane transport. The transcript is spliced from 17 exons. NCBI's taxonomy places the organism in Eukaryota, Metazoa, Chordata, Actinopteri, Elopiformes, Megalopidae. The record is from RefSeq and is a predicted model, not a curated record. Gene Ontology annotation, molecular function: extracellular ligand-gated monoatomic ion channel activity; neurotransmitter receptor activity; transmembrane signaling receptor activity. Bases 1 to 2751 code for a protein of 916 amino acids. Gene Ontology annotation, cellular component: postsynaptic membrane; synapse; neuron projection.